AUGGAUUCGUUCCAGGGGAUGAUCUGCAUCGCGGCCAGCGCCCAGAGGCUGGAAGUUGAUAAUCGGAUUUCCCUGCGAUACUACUACCGGAUCGCCGGGAACCUCCUCAAGCAGGUUCCGAUCUUGAAGCUCGUUCCCUUUUUGUUUGGGCGGUGCUGCCCACUCGAGGUUCAGAGUCGUCAGAAUGAUAAUCCCAAUUGUUUCGUCAGAAUGUGUUCGGUGUUUCCCCCAAGUUCGGGGCUGGAGUUUUUCUGGAUGGUUUCCGCUUGGAACUGGAUUUCCCAUGCAUAGCUCCUUGUAUAUAUUUGGGGCAAUCUCAAUGCACGUCUUACUUUAAUGCGGGUUGAAUUAUGGCUCGUCGAAGGAUCAUAGGCGAAUAAUAAACAUCUUGACGGUCGCAUACUUCUUGUGACCAUUGCUAAUCGGGAUAGAUCGGGCCCCCGGCGCUUUAGUGAAAACGAAGGAACCACGCUUAAUACAAGUUGAUUGAGCGACAUUGUCUCCUGUGAGCCCGGGGUUGAAAAUGAGUUCAAUCCCAUUCUCUAUGGUAGUCCUAUCCGUCUAGAAAUAACUAAACUACAGGCUUUUUCGCAUGAUCGAGAACUUAAAACAAAUGUGAGGAUUGGUGGGGCGUGUAUGAUAACGAACUUUGAAGAGAUAAAUUGCUGCAUUUACACAAAAACAUGAGAAUGAUUUUUGAAGAUACGGAAAACAUUAGGCUUAUGAGGACUACCGUAGAACGAAUAAUUAAUAAUUAUUUAGAGGAAAAAAGAGGCCCAAAGAGGUAUAUACCAGAGGAUUUAAAGGAAAAGUAUAUGCUUUUGGAUUGGUUAGCCUGUCUAUUGGCGUUUCGCAGGCCUAUUAAAACAAAGCCGAUAUUUAUCUACGGAGAACCUAGCACUCGGAAGACUCUUAUCUAGUUAAAGUCACACGAGUCUACUUUGCUAGUUCCAGAAUAAAUGAUUUUGUGGGAACAGAUGACCGUUAUGAUCUAUGGGUUUUUUAUGAGUUCCAUGAACCUGUGGAGUGGAAUACAUAAUGUUGAUAUCUUGAAUAUAGUCCAAGCUCUAAUCAUGAAGAUUUUAUGGCUGCUGACAACAGCAUAGAAGAGAAGAAAUAUGAAGGAUAUAUGUCUUUUACUCAAAUGUUUUAGCUACCCUGAAUAAUUAUGGAAUGAUCAUCAUCAUUACUUUAUUUUGUUUUUAACAAAGGGCGUAUCAUGCUUAUAUUUCAUUGUCAGUGCUUUUCUGUUUAAGUCUAAGGUUUGUGUUUUGGCUGGCUUUUCAUUUUUGUUAUUAUCUAUUGAUUUUCAGAAGAUUUUCAGGCAACCAUGGCAAUUUGUUUUACAUCCAAACAUGUUGAUUUUAUACAGGCGGAUGUCUACAGAGAAGAGAAGAAUAUUAUAGAUUUGUAUAUCAUGCUGCUUCGGUUUUCCAGGUGAAGACAUAGUCCAAAGAGAAUAAUUUCCUGCUAGCUGUGCCUAUCUGUUACCCAUUUUUCCCUUAUCUUUUACAUGGAGAAUGCAUCUCCUGAUUUCUAUUUGUCAUGGUUUCCUGAUCCUUGCCUGUAAGGUUGUGAUGCCUCUUUAAAUAUUGACUAAGAUUUCUAUUCUCGGCUGCAGUUUGGUUAAAGAAACAAUUCCACAACACCAAGACUAUAACACAUAUCUACCCUAUGAAAGAAACUCUCUUAGAAAGGUAUGGAUAUGUUUAAUUUAAUCUGGUGCUGCUUAUGGGCUUGCAUGUAUUCUUGACCUUUGACUUCUUAUUCUAUCUAGAAAUUAUUGAAUACUUUAACUGAGCUAGAGGAGCUAAAGCCUAAGGUUCAAUUCCGACUUGAAGAACUCAAGAGAAAGUCAAGGAAUCAAGUGAAUAGGUGGGGUCAGGUUCAACAAGACGUUCGUGAUGAUUCUUCGGAGUGGUCAUCUAUAAAACAACAAACACGUACAAAUUAUGAAGGGAAACAGGUGAAUAUCGGUCUUUCUAGAAACUUUUCAUUUCAAUGACUUUAUAUUCAUUGAGAACAUUUACCUAUAACUUGAUAUUUCCCUUGAAAAAAUGAUUAAUUAUACGGAGUUCCUCUGGAAUACUGAUCGAAAAAGACGUUGGGAGUGAGUAUUGAUUUAAAAUGGACUGGAGACAAUUAAAAAGGUAUUCAAUUGUUUACGUUUUUUGUGAUUAUCUGUUCGAUUUUUUUCAAGUCCAAUGGGCUGUGAAGUUUCGAUUCGUUUCAUCAAAAAAUCGAAAACUUCUGCAGACAAUUAAAUUAUGAAAGAUUUUUUCAGAAAGUGAUAUUAGUACUAUCUUCUUCCCUAGUAUCCAAGAAACCACCCUGGAGAUACCUCAUAACUCCGUGUACGUAUUGCAGAGAACACCUUCCUAUGGAAGAGAGCUAUACAAGGUACCACAAAGUUAUAGAAACAAGUCAUCAACUCUCGUAACUUCAGAAGAGCAAUUUCGCCGAUUGUAAGUCUUACGAUCUUCCUUGUUUCAACUUAUACUGCUAUCUGAAACUUGCAUUCUGCUUUUCAAACUGUUGUUGUUUAGUUUCAUGCCUUUGUGUUGCGGUUUUUCAUUUGUACCCCUCUUUUUGUUCUUCUGUGACUCCACCGAUCAUCAGUCACCUAAACCCUAGCCUAGUCACUUCCUUGGGAUCCUCUUCUUGACUGAUUCGUUCCGAUCUCACCCACCUCUUAUGGCUUAUUUAAUUUGGUGUUCUCCCCCUCAUCAAAACUGAACUAUAAUAAGAAGUUUAAGGUCACAUCUAUCGGAUAAUUCGGUAAAUCUUGCUUCGGCGUCAAGUCUGGUGGUGAGGAUUGAUUUUAUUGUAGGUGUUAGUACUUCUGUGCCAGCAGGAUGUAUCUGUUGUUUAAUUCGAAUAUCAUAAACUCCAUUAUGUCCAAAACACGACUGUGAAUGAUGUUUAUGUCGAAUUGAUAUUGGUCUUUUUUACUGUAACGUAUCAUUUUGUGUUCAUAUGUAUCAAUUUAGUAGCCAAUGCAAGUUAUCACGUGAUUUAGUAAAAUAACAUUUCACCAUGAUUGGGAAUUUUUUGUUCACAUUCCCACUUUUUUAGUAGGUUCAAACGGAGAUAUGGUAUCAGCCAUUGAUAUCCCUGUCACAUAGCUAUUCCAAUUAGGGCCUCAGGGUUUAUUCCUGUAGUUGGCGAAAGCUAAGCUCUAUCAGUUGAAAGAUCUCCAUGUGCCGUGAACUGAAACCCUACGAAAGCUUGAUAGACACUGCCUCCCCUGCCUCACAAAAAUCUCGAAUAGUUUCCCAAGUCCAGGACUAAGAAGAUCUUAUGGUCAGCAUUCAUGGGAGUAGCUGAAAAAAGGAACUGUCAUAUUCACUUAUCAAGCUGUUUCUUUUUCAAUAUUCACUUCUCCUUUCCAAAGUAACCUUUAAUACCGCCUCAUUAUUUCCAGACGAUUACUUGGCCCUUAGCUGGCACAUUUUAAAGUGUCGAUGUACCCAGCAGGUGGUAACCUUUGGCGAUUAUCCUUUUCUAGGGGUUUAAUCCAUUCAGUCACAUUUGUGCUCCUGCAGGACUCCGUGUCCACUGCCUCAAGCAAGAGUGAUUAUUUUAUGUUGAGAAGUACAGUUCCAUUCUAGUGACGUGAGGAACAUCAUUCUUUUGUGCAAGAAAGCUUAGAUUAGGUUAUUUUUCUGAAUGUCUGAAGAGGUUGAUGACUUGUCGUGAUUCAAGUUGACAUGGCGCACUGUCACAUUAAUCGUUUUCUAGAAUUCUCUAAAAAUCAGCUCUUACUCAUGGGGCUCCACUGAUCCUAUUGUGCAACGUGUUAUUAUAUUGAAAAAGUUAACAUAUCCUCGUCAGUCCUCAAGAGGCAGGUUUGGUGUAAGAAAUUAUGCCGUUACUAGGUGAUAAGAGGAUACAAAUUACUAAGUUAUGAGGAAACAUAGACACUCACAAUCUUUGCACGUGUUCCGUUUUGUAAUUUUUUUUCUUCUUCUGAUUUUGGUUGUUAAUCUUCCCUAGGUCCCUAGGUAUUCCACGCCCAAAGGAAGAGACAUUGUCCAGACACUCUAUUUUGGGUCCAAAUGGAUUGUACGGACAGUGGCAGCCCGCAGUUGUGAAUACAAGGGUACAGUUCGUUCAACUAAUUGGAUGCAGUGUAAUCUCUGAAGAGUUGUUGACUUUCUCUUUUUAUCUUCUCAGGUUCAGUAUCCAAGUAAUCUAGACUUGUCACCUGUUACGAUACCAAGGUAAUCCUUGUUGUCGAUUAUGUUCUUCCCAUGCCUUUCUUUCUUAUGGUAAAUAUCAACCAGAAAGCUAAAGGAAAUUUCAUCGUUUCCUGAAUGCAUCUGGCUUUGCCUGUAUUGAUCCGAGAUCAGGCAUCACACGGUAAAUAUCGUUGUUUCGUGUAUAUUUCAUAAUCUCCUUGUUUCAGAUGGAUUUUCUUGUAGAGAUCCGAGAUCAGCCAUCGUAUGGUAACUAUCAAACAGAAAACCUUGGUAUAGCCUUGGAGAAAAGAGAUGUUUAACAGAUGACCAGCAGAGAAAAUACACCGAAAAUUUCAUGAAAUGCGUUUCAUUUACAUCUUCGUUUUAUUGUCCCAUUUAUUAUUCUUCUAGACCCUCUACUCUGAACUCGUGUUGACCGGAAUGUCAUCCCCUUUGUUUCCUUUUGCAUGAGUCCAGCGCACAGCUAUUGAUACAAGAUGUAACUGCACCUGUAGAAAAGAAUGAUAACUCGGGAGCUGAAAAAACCGCACUUGAGCCAGUUCUUUCCCUUCAGGACGAAAUACUAUCACUUCUUGUUGAAGAAAAACCUUCAGUGGCUACUCCAGAUGUUACGGAAACUGCUAUGAAGGUGGAUGUCAUCAGGCAACCUUCUCCUCCACCCGUUCUUGCAGAUGUACAAAAUUUGGUCGCUGACAUUUCCAUUCCGCCUACACAACGUGAUGAUUCGAUUUUGAGAGAACCUGAAUCACUGCCAGAUGAGCUACUCCGUGCAGAAUCUCCUUUGGAAGUACAUAUUGUGAGAAGCCUAUCUUUAAUUUUUUUCCCCCACAUAAGAAAUUCUUAGGAUGAUCUUUUUUGUGAGAUGUGCUUUUACUUGCUAUGUCUCUUACAUGGCUUUUCUUCUCUCUUUCUUGCAAAUCAUCUAGUCAGCAGCUUUGAUGGAUAGCUUCUUGAGGGUAGCUAAAUCAAACACAUCAAAUAAUCUUGAAACCUGUGGUGUUCUUGCUGGUUCACUUGUAAGAGCAACACUAUUUUGACCCAAUUUACCUAUGCUAUAAUAUAAAACCUGUUAGGAAUAUCACACCUGGUUUUGCAGAAAAACAGAAAAUUCUAUGUGACAGCCCUCGUCAUACCUAAGCAAGAGUCAACCUCUAAUACUGUGAGUUCCCAGAUUCUAUACUCUUCCCAUUUUAUUAACACUUUUCGUACACUCUGGGUUGUAAUAAUUUGUUGCUUGUAUAUUCAGUGUCAUACAACAAAUGAAGAGGAAAUAUUCGAUUACCAGGACAAGGAAUCUCUUUUUCCCCUUGGGUGGAUUCAUGUGAGUAACUGAUUUUGUUUUAUUGCCUCCAGAUAGUUUUAUUUUGCUCGUCAAUUUUAUUUUCAAAUCAUUAAGUCAACUCUUUGAUAUGUAGCCUUAGUGUUGCAUGCAUUUCCUCGUCAUAUCAUCCACGUUUUUGUCAGAUUUUUUACCAUAGCCGGAGAAAUAGUUACUUUUGAUGUGCUUCUAGGAAGAUUUACACAAAACUGCUGUAUUCAAUUGUGAUGAUCAGAUAUUAAAUUGAAUCGUUGUCUCACUAUUUUUGAAGACAGUAAAUCCGACAAGUUAAACAGAUCUCAUUGUCCUAAGAAGCAAGGAAAUUUCAUGAAGCAGACCACCUCACUUGAAAUCAGUGCCUCAUAUGGGAUUUACAUUGUGUGAUUCUAGCGUCUAGGUUUUAAAACUCUUAACACUUGGAAGCUGGUGGAACCAGACCUUGUAAACUUGUAACCUAGAGUUCAUUGUCUUUAUCUGGGAUUUCUUGAUUUAUUGAUCCAACAUGCAUAGAUCCUUGAUGUCUUCACGAUUUUCCAUAUUUCAUUAAUUUACGAGUCCUCCUAUAGAAUGAUAGGCACUAUUGUUUCCAGUUACCAUCAGCAUUUUUCUUAUGGGUACAAUAAAAAUCCAGCAUGCAUAAUAUUCUUACAUUCUCCAAGAUCAGUGAGUGUGGUUUGGAGAAAAGUCCUACUAUGAUCCUAGGAGGCAAUGAAGAACGUAGAAGAUUCCAAUAGAAAGGGGAGAGGGAAAACUGAUUGUUUUAUGUGGUUCGGAUAUCCCUGCAUCAAUCGGCAGCCUAAAUGAACAAUAUUAGAAAUCUUUCAAGAGAAAAAGGAAAUACGGCCCAGGGUAAAAGUGUUUCUAGUAUGCUCAAGGAAAAAUUCCUCCCUGCUCACGAAUAUAAGUGAAUUUGUUUUCAUAUAUUACGAAACGAUUUAAUUUUUAUGCAUGGUAUAUGAUAUGUGAGAUGAUAGUUUAGUCUUGAUAUGCAUCUCAUACAUCAUCAUAGCAACUCCCACGAAUAUAGGUGAUUUUUUUCAAUAUAUUACGAAACCAUUUAAUUUUUAUGCAUGAUAUAUGAUAUGGGAGAUGAUAGUUUAGUCUCGGUAUGCAUCUCAUGCAUUUUUUUCAUAGCAACUCUUUUUAGAGUGAUUUUUCUAAGGGGCUCUUGUAUUUCUCUUGUCCAGACACAUCCCACCCAGUCCUGCUUCAUGUCCUCGGUUGACCUCCACACCCAUUACUCAUAUCAGGUGGGCACAAAUUCAAUGGGCAACAGUCUCGUGAUGUUCAGAACGACGACUUUCAUCUAAUCAUUUAUCGUCCCAUUUUUGUGCCCGCCAUGAUAUUUUGUUUGUGUUCUUAUCCAAACAGAUUAUGCUGCCGGAAGCCAUUGCCAUCGUAAUGGCUCCAAAGGAUUCUUCAAGGUGGGUCCGAGGAAGAUCUUGCUCUGAACCUUCAUUAACGUCGUUUCAUCGAGGAAGAUCUCGCUCUGAACCUUCAUUAAUGUCGUUUCAUCGAGGAAGAUCUCGUUAUGUUCUCUCAGUGGAUCUCUUCCGCUUGGUUCAGUGCAACUCAAGCAAGUUCUUCGCUCUGGUUUUGCAGCCCCUACGGGAUAUUCCGCCUGACUGCACCAGGUGGGCUGAACGUCAUCAGGAACUGCCAGCAACGAGGCUUCCACGCCCACGAGCAGCCCGCCGGCGGCGGCCCGCUCUACCGCCGCUGCGCCGACGUCAGGCUCGACCCGCGCCUCAAGUUCGACGUGGUGGAUCUCCGGUGA
Molecule: messenger RNA, 7297 nt
Organism: Spirodela intermedia
Lineage: Eukaryota; Viridiplantae; Streptophyta; Magnoliopsida; Alismatales; Araceae
Source: the annotation of a GenBank genome assembly